GCCUCAUGCCAUGCUUGUGGGAUGUCAGCAAAAACCUCUUUUUGCUGACAUUACGGAAGCUUAGGUGGGGGGCAGUGCGGACUGACGAAAGGGGCAGUCGGUACUAACUAGGGACAGGGAGAAGGAAAAAAGUGAGAGAAGUGAAGUGACGCACCGUACCCCCUAAGGAUGGAAUUUGUAAUGCUGUUCGCUAUCUUACUAAUCAGUCAAAAUUCUUGCGUUGGAGGACAAAUAGAAGUGUCGGCAGGAGCAUUCUGGAGGCCCCUUGUGGAGACUUUGAAUUACGAGGCAACCAUACCAAUAAAGUAUACAAUGGCGUGGUUCAAACCACAAACAAACAGUACGGGCACAUCAAAACAAUGUAGUGGCGAUCACAAUUGCGAGCUGGCGACCGCUAUGCACCAGUUAAUGGAAGCGGUUGACGGCGAGCUGGAACCACAAGAGUCGGAAGAAGGAUGGCAGCUUUUUGAAGAUCAACAGCACAGAGAAAAACGCAGCCUGGAUUUUCUAGGAGAGGGACUGGCUUGGUGUUGCGGCGUUGCAACACAACACAAACUAGACUCGCUGCACAUGGAAGAAAGGGAUUUACAGAAAAAACUUCGACAAUUGGAGGGGGGCCUAUCUGAAAAUAUCAAAACGCCAAGUCAAAAUUCUGUGGAAUUUAAAAAAUAUACAGAUCAGGUCGGGGAGGCUUUUAAAUCCACGGAGAGGAGGAUUAAAGAAAUGGAAAAAUCCAUCACAAAUUUUAGGAACAAGACGAAUGAAUGGGAAGGAUUUUUCGGUACUUUAAUAGAAAAUCAAUUUCAGAAUACUAGACGUAUCGUAACAAUGUGGCGCGCGUUGGAACAAAGGGACGUAAAACUGUCAUGUCGACAACACCAAAUACCAGAAAAGGUGUUGCGGCCCCAACUUUUUCAAGCGAAUUUAAUGGAACUUCAAAAGGAAUUAAUCAAAGCAGGUCACGAUUUAGCUAUUGCUGUCACGGAUAUACACAGGUAUUAUCAGUUACCAAUAACAGAUUGUGUAAUUUCAGGUAAUAACAUAACACUUGUACACUAGACACCGGAGGCACAAUUUGUACCGACAAAUUUCUGGUUUGGGGUUGCAUCAGUGCAGGCCGCACUCCGACAAACUGUGCUUUCUUCCUCGAUUCGGAGAGGAUAAACUUCAUGGGCCUACGUGUGCACGAAAAUUAUAUGAAGGUGCGACAGUGGAGGAAUUAAGUUAUCACUGCCCCAUGAAAUGUCACGCAUCGACAUCGCUUACCAUCACAGAAGUCGAGGAGGAUUUAUUUAUAAUAACAAAUUUAAAGGUAGGCGCUUAUAUAAGUUGUCCCAGCAGUAAUAAAACCCUAACUGAAUUCGGAAGCUUAUUGGGCGCGUUAAAAAUAAAACUUCACUGCCAGUGUGCACUUGUUUACCUGCAUGAUGUAAUAAUACCUAGACGUUUUCCCUGCUUAGAUACUAUCCCUCGCAUCCACGUAAAUCACAUAACUUCAGCAGCGUGGUCGAAUCUAAAAUCUUUCAUUCUUAACCCCAUUCAUACCCACUCGUUACCAUCAUAUAACAACUUUUCGGAAUGUAUUAAUCCAAAUUGGUCAUUGACUAUUCCGCAUUUAAAUUUAACCUCCCCGCAUAAACUUCUCCAAAAUUUUGUCGCAAAUAUUCCAGAAUCACCACAAAUUUUUUCUUUUGCGGACAGUUAUGGUGUACAUACAUCCGCUACUUUAGUUGUUUGGAAUCUAAUCUUAACUGUUUUAUUAAUAUAUAUAUUUUGGAAAUCCAACCACCCAGCGAUAGCCUCCCCCAACCAAACAUGUAACCCUACCACCUCCCUUCUACUACAAGGGGGGGAAGCCGUUAGGAUAACUGUAGAUGACGCGUCGUAAAUUAUAUAUAUUAUCACCUUGUGGAUCUUGUCUUAAUAUUUGGACUCUCGAUUAAAAAGAUCGUUAGACAAAUGCUGAGGCAAUAUCUGUGCAGGUCGAUUGAAGCCUGCAGGCAUAUAUGUAUUACCCAUAUAUAGGUUAUAUGUAGAUAAUAAGUAGUUGUCCACUGUUUUAUAUUUUAGAUCGGAGAUUGAACAUAGAUUUAGAAAGUUAUUUAGAUAUUGUGUACUGGCUUCGCUUUAUCUAUUUUGUAGGAGUAUAAGGUAAUUCUA
This is a messenger RNA of Zophobas morio, 2160 nucleotides long. RefSeq lists its product as uncharacterized. Lineage: Eukaryota; Metazoa; Arthropoda; Insecta; Coleoptera; Tenebrionidae. The coding region runs from base 169 to 1059 and encodes 296 amino acids. The transcript has 2 exons. The record is from RefSeq and is a predicted model, not a curated record.